AUGUAUGUGCAGCAUGGGAAAGCCGUGCCCAGCGUGGACUUGAGUGUCAGGGAUAACCAGACCUGGAAAGUGAAGCCUGGGCUUUCUCACUUCGCACGCAGCGAUGACCUUCAAGGCUGCAGGGACAGCAUCAAUCGGCUGGUAGCUUUCGCAAAGCAGUUUGUCAAGGGUCACCGGCAGAGAGAGACACCGGUGCUUCUGAAGGCCACAGCUGGCCUACGUGCGGUCCCCAGCGAAAAGGCCAAGGCUGUUCUGGAGACGGUCCGCUCCACACUCCUAAGCUCUGGCUUUUGGUUCCACGAGGACUGGGCGGAUAUCAUCAAGGGAAGCAAGGAAGAAGCUGGCCUUGCCUGGAUCGCCGCGAACUAUUUGCACGGCACCUUUGGUGAAGAGUCCUCUAGCUCACCUUCGCUUGGGAUCAUCGAGAUGGGGGGUGGAUCCACCCAGGUGUCCUUCCAGAUCGAGGCACAGGAAGUGCCCAAAGUCGCUGAAAGUGACACCUUCGAAUUUCGCACAGCGCUGGGGAAGACCUACCAUCUCUAUGCGCACAGCUAUUUGGGCUUUGGACAAGACUAUGCACAAGACAAGCUGAUCGAUCUGAGUGAUGGAAACCAAGACCCCUGCUACCCCAAAGGCUACUCUCGGGAACGGCACGGUUCCAAAAUGGAAGGUGUUGGCAGCAGCCAGCAAUGUGAGAGCAAUAUCCAAAGACUGCUUUUUCAGGAGUCAACGGCUCCAGGGCGUUAUGAAUAUGAGCUACCGUUGAGGGGGUCUUUGAUUGCCACGGAGAACUUCUUCUAUGUGAGACAAGAUCUCAAGUUCGACAAGAUGGAGGGAGUCCCGCCCAGUGAGGAGGAAGCAUCACAAGUUUGUGGUAAGGAGCUUGCAUCGAGCUUCGAGAAAGCCUGCUUUGCGCUCUCCUAUCAGUUAGCAUUUCUGGCGGCCGUGAAGGCGACAGAUCUGGGCGAAGUGAAGGUGAUGCGUAAGAUCAAUGGUGGCGACAUCGAUUGGGCCUUAGGUGCAGCCUUAGUGCAUUUGCUGCAAACAAGAUCUACUGGUCCAGGAAGUGCCAGUUGGAUCAGGAUCACUGCUUGGACACCCAUGCCGUUGUGGCUGACCUUGCUGGCUUCCAUCGGCUUGUUCUUUGGGUUCACCAUGUACCUGGUGCGAAGGCAAAAGUGUCCACCCAAGGCCAUGGCAAUGAAGAUGGACCCAACGCUCUUUGGAGCAAAGAAUGGGCUGGAAUAG
Molecule: messenger RNA, 1248 nt
Organism: Durusdinium trenchii
Lineage: Eukaryota; Dinophyceae; Suessiales; Symbiodiniaceae
Source: the annotation of a GenBank genome assembly